AUGCAUACGCGUUCUGUAUCAGAUAUUGAGCCCAUUGUGUUGUUACAGGAAUCCCCAGAGACUCCUGUUAACCUGAAUUCCCUACCUUUCGACCGUCUCCCGAAUCCCCGUCAAGUCUGGCCUUUUCCUUCUCAAUCUGCCGAAGAGGGUUUGGGUCGCCUUGUCCUUCUCACCCCUGAUGUCGUGGCAUCUGCUGCGGCAUCAUGCAUCAAGACUGGUCGUCGUAUAUCCCUUAACUGGGACUUAACAAAGCUGGAUGUCGCCAAUUUCAACCGAGCCCCGGCGCAACACCACAUCAUUCCCCUCCUUAAUGGUACAGCUUUUGAUGACCUCUAUGUGUUCAAUCCACAGCAGUCUUCACAGUGGGAUGGGCUGCGCCACUUCUCAGCUCCGUUUCCCACUAAAGAUAAUCCCAAACAGCGGCUGUUCUAUGGUGGUGUCACUUCGGCAGAAAUUGAAGACCGAAAGAACACGCGCAUUGGGAUACAACAUUGGGCAAGGCAGGGUAUAUGCGGUCGAGGCGUGCUCCUUGACUAUGUUUCGUAUGCGGAGCGACACGGGAUAGAGUACACCACCUUUUCGGAUCAUGGGGUUUCACUAGAGGUUCUUCUCGAAAUUGCAAGGGAAGAAGACAUCAAAUUCCGCCAUGGUGAUAUUCUCUUUAUUCGCAUCGGAGUCACAAAGGAAUGGGAUACCAAAAUGACUCCGGCAGAUAAGCUUGCUUAUGCGCAGAGUUCAAACCCUCUUCAUGCAGGUGUUGAAGGCACGGAAGAAGUUCUAAAAUGGAUUUGGAAUACAAGAUUCUCAGCUGUUGCGAGUGAUGCUAUAUCCUUCGAGGUUUAUCCACCGAAGCAAUCAUACCGGCGCAAUGGAGAACAGGGAGAUGCGCCCGGUGUAUUUCUUCACGAGUAUUUAAUUGCUGGUUGGGGUAUGCCUGUCGGAGAACUGUUCGAUCUGGAGGAGCUCAGUCGAAUUUGCAAGGAGGAACAGAGAUGGGAAUUCUUUGUCGUUGCAUCACCGCUCAACAUGCCUGGUGGGGUGAGCAGUCCUCCAAACUGCAUCGCUAUCUUUUGA
Messenger RNA from Trichoderma aggressivum f. europaeum, 1074 nucleotides. RefSeq lists its product as uncharacterized. The record is from RefSeq and is a predicted model, not a curated record. Lineage: Eukaryota; Fungi; Ascomycota; Sordariomycetes; Hypocreales; Hypocreaceae. Bases 1 to 1074 code for a protein of 357 amino acids. Gene Ontology annotation, molecular function: arylformamidase activity. The transcript has a single exon.